AUGUGGACCACCACCUCCGGCUUGCGGGGCAAGAAGCUCCAUCUUGCCAUCACAUUUACAUCCGUCGUUGGAUUCUCACUGUUUGGUUAUGAUCAGGGUUUGAUGUCCGGUAUCAUUUCUGGUACCGAAUUCACUCGGGAGUUCCCCGCCCUCUAUGGUGAAUCGGAGCAUGUCGCCGUCCUUCGGGGUGCGGUCACUGCCUGUUACGAACUAGGCUGUUUCUUCGGUGCUAUCUUCACUAUGGCCUACGGUCAACGUAUUGGUCGUACUCCUCUCUUGGUUGCCGGUGGUCUUCUCAUGAUCCUUGGUACUGUUAUCUCUACGGCUGCCUUCGGCCCCCAUUGGGGACUGGGCCAGUUCGUUAUCGGACGUGUCAUUUCCGGUCUUGGAAACGGCAUGGACACCGCUACUAUCCCCGUCUGGCAGUCGGAGUGUUCGCGCGCUCACAACCGUGGUUUCCUCGUCUGCUUCGAGGGUGCUAUCAUCGCCGUCGGUACCUUCAUCGCCUACUGGCUCGACUUCGGUCUCUCUUAUGUCAACAGCUCCGUCCAAUGGCGGUUCCCUGUCGCCUUCCAGAUUCUGUUCGCCAUUCUCGUCACUGGAGGUGCUCUCAUGCUCCCCGAGUCGCCUCGUUGGUUCGUCAUGCAGGGUCAUGACCAAGAGGCCAUUGAGGUUCUCGCCCGGCUCAACGAUAGUGCCCCCGAUGCGGAGGAUGUGCUUGCCGAUUUCAAUCUCAUGAAGGCCGAUCUCGCCGCCAUGCAGAAUGUAGAGUCCAGCAGCUGGGGUAUCCUGUUCACUGGAGGCAAGACUCAGCACUUCCAGCGUAUGAUGAUCGGUUGCUCGGGACAGUUCUUCCAGCAAUUCACUGGUUGCAACGCCGCUAUCUACUACUCGACCCUCCUGUUCCAACAGAACUUGCACAUGGAUGGCAAGCUCCCCCUGGUUCUCGGAGGUGUUUUCGCUACCGUUUACGCUCUCGCUACCAUCCCAUCCUUCUUCAUGAUCGAGAAGGUCGGUCGCCGUAACCUGUUCUUGAUUGGUUUCCUCGGUCAGGGUCUCAGUUUCAUUAUUACCAUGGGAUGCCUCAUCGACUCGAAUACGCAAAACGCCAAGGGUGCCAUCGUCGGUAUCUUCUUGUUCAUCUGCUUCUUCGCCUUUACUACGCUGCCUCUGCCCUGGAUCUACCCUCCCGAGAUCAACCCCCUCCGCACCCGUACCAAGGCCGCUUCCGCUUCCACCUGCAUGAACUGGAUCACCAACUUCGCCGUCGUCAUGUUCACUCCUGUGUUCUCCAACCAGUCUGACUGGGGUAUCUACCUCUUCUUCGCCCUGGUCAACUUCAUCGCCAUUCCCUUCGCCUGGUUCUUCUACUGUGAGACCGCCGGUCGUGAUCUCGAGGAGGUUGACAUCAUCUUCGCCAAGGCCCACGUGGAGGGCAAGUGGCCGUACAGGGUCGCACAGGAGAUGCCCAAGCUCACCAUUGCCCAAAUCACCCAGAUGCAGGCCGAGCUGGGUCUCGAUACCUCCGACCUACGUAUCAACACCGAAGCCGAGAAGGCUGAGACUGCCAUGAGCAGCAGUAGCGAGACCAAGCACGACGAGGCCAAGCACGAGUAA
Messenger RNA from Penicillium coprophilum, 1617 nucleotides. Its product is annotated as Major facilitator superfamily domain general substrate transporter. Gene Ontology annotation, cellular component: membrane. The record is from RefSeq and is a predicted model, not a curated record. Lineage: Eukaryota; Fungi; Ascomycota; Eurotiomycetes; Eurotiales; Aspergillaceae. Gene Ontology annotation, molecular function: carbohydrate:proton symporter activity. The transcript has a single exon. The coding region runs from base 1 to 1617 and encodes 538 amino acids. Gene Ontology annotation, biological process: carbohydrate transport; transmembrane transport.